This is a messenger RNA of Myotis davidii, 456 nucleotides long. RefSeq names its product lysine-specific demethylase 4D-like. Gene Ontology annotation, molecular function: histone H3K9 demethylase activity. The transcript has a single exon. NCBI's taxonomy places the organism in Eukaryota, Metazoa, Chordata, Mammalia, Chiroptera, Vespertilionidae. Gene Ontology annotation, cellular component: nucleus. Gene Ontology annotation, biological process: chromatin remodeling. The record is from RefSeq and is a predicted model, not a curated record. The annotation marks the transcript as partial.
AUUCCACCCAAGGAAUGGAAAGCCAGACAGUCCUACGAUGAUGUCAAUGACAUGGUGAUAGCCACUCCCCUCCAGCAGGUGGCGUCUGGGCGAGCAGGCGUGUUCAUUCAAUACCACAAAAAGAAGAGGGCCAUGACAGUGGGCGAGUAUCGCCUGCUGGCAAACAGUGGACAGUACCAGACUCCACCACACUUGGACUUUGAGGAUCUGGAGCGGAAAUACUGGAAAACGCGCCUGUACGACUCGCCCAUAUAUGGCGCUGACAUCAGUGGCUCCUUAUUUGAUGCCAACACUAAACAAUGGAACCUUGGCCACCUGGGAACCAUCCAGGACCUGCUGGAGCAGGAGUGUGGGGUAGUCAUCGAAGGCGUCAACACCCCCUACCUGUACUUUGGCAUGUGGAAGACCACCUUCGCUUGGCACACGGAGGACAUGGACCUUUACAGCAUCAACUAC